CUUAAACACAAUGUAAUGUUUUUUUCCUGGUGUGUGGGAGCAGCAGGUUUAUUUCACAGCAGAAUGCAGAGUCACUGCUGAAGUAUGAAACCAGUGUUGGGCAUAAACAAAGUAUAUGGUAGAGAAAAGUCAAAGUAAUGUCCCCGUGGAGGACACAGGAUGUGAAAUCUAAUAUUCUAUUCAAAAUAGUGAAAAUCCAAAACUUGCUAUGGCGCCCCCUGGUGGGUGGAAGCUGGAAUUUACACGUAAAGUAAGCUUCAAAAUUUGGACAUUGUACAUGCAGAUUGUUGGUUUUAAAAUAUGUUUCAGCUUUAAGUUUUGCAUUUAGUGCACAGCUGGUUGUCAAACUGUGGUGCUGGCCCCGCUGGUGGGACACGAACCACUAGGUAAGAAUUAUGAAUUAUGGUGAAAUGAUACUCACCUUGAAAGUAAAUGAAUCAGGACUUUUGUUUUGUGUGUCAAUGACUGAUUGAAAAGAGAACUACGUCAGUGUGGAAACCAAUGAGUACAAGACUGAUGUUCACAGCUUCACGGAGUGUUUAACGAGAAAAGUGAGUAAGCUGAGUGAAAUGCCCCUUUAGGGUGACGUCAGAAGGAAAGAUGUGUCACUCUGCUCCAUUUUCUGGUGCAACAAACGUCACGUGUGACGUAAGUGUGGCAGCCUACAGUAAACGUGAAUAUAUCACACCAUCCAUACAACUUUACACUGAAUAAAUAUAUUUUAGAAAUAUGCGAGUAUAAAUAAACGGUUAUCAGUCUGCGCACGCGCGCUUUCCCCGUUUCAGGGUAAAUUAAAAAGUUUGAUAAGAAAGGGAAUCGUGUUGCAGCCGAGUGAUCCAUCUUCUCGGCACUAAAGAAGGUCCGGGUUAGGCCACGCCCCCUGGUUGCUACCUGUAGAAAAAUGUAACAGGUGAACUCCCAGCUCCCACCCGGACCACCGCUGAAGACACGAUGAGUCUGCCGGACUACAAAUCAACAGAAAAACCGCCUUCGUCCGCGGCUCCGAACUUUCAUGUUGUGCAGUUAAAUGUCGGGGGUCACCUGUACACCACCACUCUGAGCACGCUCAGGAAGCACUCCGACUCCAAGCUGGCGGAGAUCUUCAGCGGACCGCCCAAACUGCGUACUGACACACAGGGACGCUACUUCAUCGACCGCGAUGGGUCACACUUUGGAGCCAUCCUGGAGUUCCUGAGAUCAGAACAGCUGCCCAAGGAGAACAUCCAGGAGGUUCAUAAGGAGGCGAUCCACUACAACAUCAAACCGCUGAUCAAACUCUUGGAGGAGACUCCUCGGCUGUUUGGAGAGCUGGUGGGAAGGCAGCAGUUCCUCUCCAGAGUCCCACACUACAAGGAAAACAUCGAGGUUCUGAUUCGUAUCGCCAGGGCCGAGGCCAUCGCCGCACGCCACUCCUACAUCAUCAUCUGCGUGCUGAGGACGGAGGAGGAUUUGGGCUUCUAUGAUAAUGCCAUUAACAGCUUGGAGGCGGCUAAGGAGUCGGUGGUGACGUUCGGGCCGUGGAAGGCCGCCCCGUUGGUCAAAGAUCUGCUGGACUGUGUAAAGAUGGACAUCGAGAACCAGGGCUACAGGGUGAGCAUCCAGCCUCACGCCGUGGAGAAGAGCUUCCUGUCCAGGAGCUACGACUACUUUUAUCAACUCACAUUCACCUGGUGGUGAUGAGACGGCUGAACAAAACUUGAAACCGUGCUUACUCUUUCUUUAAAAAAAUUACAGACUGCACUUUGUUAUGUUUUUGUUAUAGAGCCACACUAAAACAAAGGCUCAGUAAAGCAUCGGUCUAUCAAUAAUUUCAAAGGUACUGACUUCCUGAAAGAUGGAAAAAAAAAAGAGGGCUUGUAGCUUCUGCUUGUGAUGAGUGAAGUGCAUCUUUCCUAGUAGCCAGCAGGGGGCGACUUCUCAGGUUUCAGAAGUCCAGCUGACCUCAGGGGACACUUUAGUGAUGAGUUUGGGGUCUUACUCUCUAGCUUUCAGUCUUGUUUACUAGGACAUGAUGAUAUGUUUUAAUCAUUGUCUCUGUUAGUGUCCAGAAGGACUUCAGGCCGGGGCAGCCUUGUGAUUUUCAUCUGCCUGUCUGUGUUUGUCAGUCAGAGCUACGCCUCACCGUUUUUUCCUUUUCAAACUUGAUAUUUUUAUUUAAACAAUAAAUGUUCAGCUCAAGGCUUCACAGCAGGACCUGAAUAAUCAGUGGGUGAUGUUGCAUUAUGGCUAUGUUAAUGUUUUAUGUACAGUCUGUGGGUUUAAGCGCCUGCUGCCAAGCAAAGAUUUCUAUCUUUUAAUUCAUUUCAGCUGCUUAUAAAUAUAAAUGUUGGUUCAUAUUCAGUGCUGUGUUGAACAAACACUAACUACUCUAUUAUUAAAUCUUCUUGUCCACCCGCAGGUCUCAGUAGUAACUUGUUUAAUUAGAUGGCAUCGUCCACACGUGAAGCUCAUCCUACUGUCGUUACUGUAACACGAGCCACACAGCUUCUUGCAUACGAUUUGAUGCAAAUAAUAAAAAGCAAUUACAACAUUUAGUCAAACAAAAUGUCUGAAUUUAGUUUUUCACAUAUUUCCUAAAUAUUU
Messenger RNA from Haplochromis burtoni (Burton's mouthbrooder), 2583 nucleotides. It is a transcript of the gene kctd14, whose product is annotated as potassium channel tetramerization domain containing 14. The transcript has 4 exons. The record is from RefSeq and is a predicted model, not a curated record. Gene Ontology annotation, biological process: protein homooligomerization. The coding region runs from base 952 to 1677 and encodes 241 amino acids. NCBI's taxonomy places the organism in Eukaryota, Metazoa, Chordata, Actinopteri, Cichliformes, Cichlidae. Gene Ontology annotation, molecular function: protein binding.